Molecule: messenger RNA, 1186 nt
Organism: Somion occarium
Lineage: Eukaryota; Fungi; Basidiomycota; Agaricomycetes; Polyporales; Cerrenaceae
Source: the annotation of a GenBank genome assembly
GCUGCCGCAACUUGCGAUUAGCACUAUAGCGUGACUGGUGUCGAUUUUCGGUAACACUCCAGACUCUUCCAUCUCUCUCGCACCCUCAAUUACCUCUGACUUCUCUUCCGCAAUGAUAACAUCUGUCUUCCUUCCCGGUCCUGAAUAAUCACCGUCGGAUGCUCCGGAAGUCCUUCCUGCGAAUGCUCGUAUACGGCGUUCAUUGUUCGCUGCGCAGUCAUUGUUCCAAAUUAAGGACUUUGGUGAGAUGUUCCGAGCUUAACCUGCUGUCUGAUGGACACCGUUGCACAUAGCCACUGCCAUUUCUAGGAUGGCGCCAGCAGGAUCCAACUCACAGUGACUCGGAUUAAAAUCUCUUAAUACGCUAGUUUGGUCUGAUUCUCUCACAUCUCAGCAACGUGUGCCCGUUCAACCGAAUAAGACGCCAGCCGCAGAGUGGAUAAAAUGACAACCUUAGAUUUCUCUGAUGUCCCAACACACACUCCCAGCAUUUGUAAGUAAAGAAGUGAAAUGUCGUCCGGUUUCAGCCCUUUAUCUGGAUACUACGAGGAUACGACGGUACCAGUGUCCAGUCAGAGUAGAGGCCGUCCCUUUUCAAGUGCAGGAUCGGGUAAUUACUUAUUUUACGUCGGUAACCAGCCAUACGUUGGGAGGUUCCUGGAGCCUCUUGAGAGCGUUUCGGAGAUGAAGUGGGUACUUCGAUUCGGCAAUGGAAAGACAGCCGCAGUUCCCAAGAGGCUGUUGUCUCAAACAAACUAUCCUCUCUCUCCGGUCCCUCCCCCAAAGGGUAGCGUCUAGUGAAUGAUAGAUGCGUUGAGACAUUGAUCUCAUCUUCAAUAUAAUUGUACGUUAAAACAAUGUUCAGUUUCCCGGUAUUCAACCUUUUCAAUGUCUAAAUCCCUUUGCAAUGUAUCCUUCCGAGACACGAUACCCAUACUUGACACCCUUUCACUCGCUUCAAGGUAAUCUACCCAUGAUAUUGACUUACGAUCUCGUAGAGGCGACCUAUAAAUUGAUGAAUUACCUCGACCUCUGAGUCAGGCGGUCGGGCUGACUGGUAGCUAAAGCGAAUGUUAGUUUGCACCUCACGAAAAUUUGGGCUGCCUACGGAAGAGAGUGAUAGAAAGUUGGGGUGUGUUUUGGAGAAACAGGGAUACAAAAUGGACAUCUUAAGGCAUGUAGACUC